Heterostelium album PN500 is the source of this 1050-nucleotide messenger RNA. RefSeq names its product malate dehydrogenase (gene mdhB). Gene Ontology annotation, biological process: malate metabolic process; oxaloacetate metabolic process; tricarboxylic acid cycle. The record is from RefSeq and is a predicted model, not a curated record. Gene Ontology annotation, molecular function: L-malate dehydrogenase (NAD+) activity. Lineage: Eukaryota; Evosea; Eumycetozoa; Acytosteliales; Acytosteliaceae. Bases 1 to 1050 code for a protein of 349 amino acids. The transcript has 2 exons.
AUGUACAAGGGAUUAUCUACUGGAAUCAGAACUUUUAGCACUGCCAACUUUUUUGCCACUGGUAAGGGUAAGGCACCACUCCGUGUCGCCAUUACUGGUGCCUCUGGUCAAAUCGGUUACCAAUUGUUGUUCAGAAUUGCCAGUGGUGAUAUGCUCGGUAAGGACCAACCGGUCAUUUUGCAAUGCCUCGAGUUGCCAGGUGCCAUGAACGCCUUGAAGGGUGUCUCCAUGGAACUCGACGAUUGUGCCUUCCCAUUGUUGAAGGGAAUCGUCCAAUCGGACAACCCAGAGGUUGCCUUUGAAGGUGCUGACUAUGCCCUCUUGGUCGGAGCCAAGCCACGUUCCAAGGGAAUGGAGCGUGGAGAUUUGUUGGCUGCCAACGCCCAAAUCUUCUCUGUCCAAGGUAAGGCCCUCGACAAGACCGCCAACCGUGACACCCUCCGUGUCUUGGUCGUCGGUAACCCAGCCAACACCAACGCCUUGAUUGCCGCCCGUAACGCACCAAACAUCGAUCCAAAGCGUUUCUCUGCCAUGACCCGUCUCGACCACAACCGUGGUUUGGCUCAAUUGUCACAAAAGGCCAACUGCUCCGUCACCGACAUCACCGAUUUCUGUAUCUGGGGUAACCACUCUGCCACCCAAUACCCAGAUAUCACCAGCACCAAGAUCUCUGGAAAGUCCAUUAGCAACUACAUCAGCGACAACGCCUGGAUCAAGGACAACUUCAUCCCAACCGUCCAACAACGUGGUGCCGCCAUUAUUGCCGCCCGUGGACUCUCGUCCGCCGCUUCCGCCGCCUCUGCCGCCAUCGAUCACAUGAGAGAUUGGACCUACGGAACCAACGGUCAAUGGACCUCCAUGGCCGUCUUCUCUGACGGAUCGUACGGUGCCGACAAGGGACUCUACUUCUCAUACCCAGUCAUCUGCAAGAACGGACAAUACGAAAUCGUCCAAGGACUCAAACUCGACCAAUUCUCCAAGGAGAGAUUCGAUGUCACCAACAAGGAGUUGAUCUCUGAACGUGAUGCCAUUGCCCACCUUCUUCCAUAA